This is a messenger RNA of Chenopodium quinoa (quinoa), 2775 nucleotides long. RefSeq lists its product as uncharacterized. NCBI's taxonomy places the organism in Eukaryota, Viridiplantae, Streptophyta, Magnoliopsida, Caryophyllales, Amaranthaceae. The record is from RefSeq and is a predicted model, not a curated record. The transcript is spliced from 2 exons. The coding region runs from base 691 to 2112 and encodes 473 amino acids.
GUCAAGUUUGACCCACUUCACUCCAACAUAGGGUCCUAUACUCCUAUAGUCCUAUACCAAAUAUAAUCGGGUCUUAUACCAAACACAAUCGGGUCUUAUGCUUAAACAGCUAACAGGUAGGAGUAUUAAAUAUGAAUUCACCCCACAAUACCUGUUGUCAGAAAGAAGCCAUAAAAUUAAAUUAUUUACCACCUUCUAAUUUAUUACUCCCAACACUCCCUUCAUCUUCUCCUCUUUUCCUCUGCAUUCAUUUUUCUUCCAUUUUCAACUCUCUUAUAUUCUCUCUCUUUUUCCCAUCUUUUUCUUUCUAUCUUCCUCCACCCUAAAACCCAGAAUUUAAGAGAGAGAAAAAAAACCCACCUCAAGAAUUUUGCAAUGUGCAUGAAACAAAAAACCUUCACAAAUUAAAAAAAAAAAAACCCUUUCAUUUUUAGACAUUGUUAGAAUAAUUGUUUGUUAUAAAAUUAGAAAUAUCUUCUUUAUUUUUUAAUUUUUUUGAGUUAUAUACUUGGUAGUGUAACAAGUAGCAUUAUUUGCAAACACUUUCACCUUUUAAAAUAAAUUUGGAAUUUAUUUUAAAAGAAAUUUUGGGGUUUUUUUUUGAGGGUUAGUUAGUUAAUACUUAAAAUGGUGGAAAUUAAGCAAAAUCUAGAGAGAGAAAGGUGAAGUUAGAGAGAGAAAGUUAAAAAAAUGGAAGGUGGGAAGCAGGGGAAGAAGAAGCAGCAACAACAACAGGGCAAAGAGAACAGCAAACCAAAUGUAUGGUUCUCAUUGAAGAAAUCUCUCCACUGCAAAUCUGAGCCGUCCGAUGUGCAUGAUCCAUCAAAAAAUGUUCACAAUAAUAAUAUAAAUAAUAACAAAAUAAUGAACUCAAUAUUAACAAGAAGAGUAGGAAGAUCAGGGUGUUCAAGGUCAAUUGCAAAUCUAAAAGAUGUAAUUCAUGGUGGAAGUAAAAGGCACAUAGAAAAACCACCAAGUUGUAGUCCAAGAUCUAUUGGUAGUAGUGAAUUCUUAAACCCAAUUACUCAUGAAGUUAUUUUGAGUAAUAAUAAUUCUAGGUGUGAGCUCAAGAUUACCGGGUAUGGUCCCUUUGAUGGGUCCGGGUUCGGUACCGUCUCCGGUAAUGCGAAUGGUGGUCAUGAAGAUGAGGCGAAGAGGGGUGAAGAGUCUGCGUUUGUAGGUACUUUGAGGCCGGGUACCCCUGGUCCUGGAGGACACCCUACAAUGCAUUACUUUAGCAAUAGCAAUAACAACCCUUCAUUUUUAAGGAGUAAUGGAAGAAAGUCCUUUAGUUUGGAAAGAGAAAAUGGAAAUGGAAGUGGAAGUAGUAAUGGGGUGAAUUCAAAGAAGAGAUUCUCCCUCGAAAUCGAUUCGAAUGGUUCAUCUUCAUCUUCUUCGGUUCAAUUGAGUUGUCAUAAGUGUAAAGAGCAGUUUAACAAAUGGGAUGCACUUGAAGCUCAUCAUCUCUCUAAUCAUGCUGUAACUGAGCUUGUGGAAGGUGAUUCUUCAAGGAAAAUAGUGGAAAUAAUAUGCAGAACAAACUGGAUGAAGUCGGAGAACCACUGUGGUCGAAUAGAGAGGGUGUUGAAAGUCCAUAACACCCAGAAAACAAUAGCACGGUUCGAAGAAUACAGGGAAAUGGUUAAGAUCAAAGCCAGUAAGCUCCCUAAGAAGCAUCCACGAUGUAUUGCUGACGGAAACGAGUUACUAAGAUUUUACGGGACUACUGUGGCCUGUUCUCUAGGCAUUGAUGGAUCUUCCAGCCUUUGUGUAUCAGGAAAAUGCUGUGUUUGUCGAAUCAUAAGGCAUGGUUUCUAUACAAAGAAGGAAAUUAAGAGCGGAGUUGGUGUUUUUACAUCUUCGACUAGUGGAAGGGCGUUUGAAGGUAUCGAGUCCAUUGAUGGUGAUCCAUCGAUAAAGAAGGCGCUGAUUGUAUGCAGAGUGAUUGCUGGAAGAGUUCACAGGCCAUUGGAAAACUUGCAGGAAUUGGCAGGGCAAACAGGGUUUGAUUCAUUGGCUGGGAAAGUUGGUUUGUAUUCAAGCAUUGAGGAGCUGUAUUUGCUCAAUCCUAGGGCUCUACUACCUUGUUUUGUGGUAAUCUGCAAAUCCUGAAACUGUACAUUUAAUCUUUUAUUUUUUGGGUGUCAAAAAUGCCAUUUGAUAAGGUGUAUAAUCUUGAUAUAUUGAGAGCAUUGUAUGAAGUGUAGGUAGGAGAAUGUGAAGGGAUGUUAAAAAUCGUCCAAUUUUCAUUGCCUCGUUGACAGAUCUUUUGUGAAAUCACAUACAUUAUCAGCUCUGCGCGUAAAAUGACACUUAUCCAUUAGCCUUUAUGUGUUCAUGUUUGAAGUUUGAUGCUUUGAAUGUUCAUUUGGUGAAAAUUUUGGAGACUUCAUCUUAUGUGACAUUGACACAGACAAUUUCUUUCAGUCUGUGCAAUGUAGUAUGAAUGUGAGAUUAAGAGUACCCGGCAAAUUAUUUCAGGCACUGGGAAGUUCCUUUAUGCGCGCGUUUGCGUGAUUUAUAUUUCAUGUUCUGUUCUGGAUCUACUUGUGAAUAUCUGUUGGAGCCUUUUAGAAGUAUCCAAACUUGGACAAUAUCAGUUUUGGCCAAGAAAACUCCUGGAAAUUGCUCUUCUUUUGUUUGGGGAAGUGAAGAUAUUUAUAUACUGAUUAAAAGAAAAAAAAAAACAGUAGAAUGUCGUCAAUUUGCAAGUACAAAAUAGGAUUUAAAUACUUCUUCCGUUCUAUUAAUAUUGCAACAAUGGACUUUUUGCAC